Molecule: messenger RNA, 1281 nt
Organism: Aegilops tauschii subsp. strangulata
Lineage: Eukaryota; Viridiplantae; Streptophyta; Magnoliopsida; Poales; Poaceae
Product: protein FAR1-RELATED SEQUENCE 5-like
Biological process (GO): regulation of DNA-templated transcription
Molecular function (GO): zinc ion binding
Source: RefSeq, a predicted model, not a curated record
AUGGCAGAGUUCUAUGGAUCUGAGAUGAUGGUGCCGUUCGGACCAAAGGCAAUAACAAAUCUAUGUACAAGUUUCCGUAGAGAUGACACAAAGGAGGGUGACAUGAUUGAGACAAUUGCGCACUUCAAGGAUAUACAAAAAACAGAUCCAGACUUCUUCUAUAAGGUAAAAUAUGAUGAAGAGGACAGAGUUGUCAACAUAUUUUGGGUGGAUGGCUCAGCUCCAAAAGCUUAUGCGGAGGCAUACCACGAUUGCAUAUCGUUUGACACCACCUACAUGACCAACAUGUACAAUAUGCCAUUCACGCCCUUCAUCGAAAUAAACCGACAUGGCCAAUCUUUCAUGCUGGGUUGCGCGUUCGUGAGGCAGGAGUUGGCAUCGAGCUUUGAUUGGGUCUUCGGAGCAUUCCUAGAGGCUAUGGAUGGCAAACCUCCUGACAACUUGAUCACUGAUCAGGAUGGUGCAAUGAGGCAGUCAAUACAGAGCAUCUUUCCAACCACCAUGCACCGCUGUUGUCGAUGGCACAUCAUGAAAAAGGCUCAGGAAAAAGUUGGUUGGUUGCUGUGUCGGAAUCCAGGGCUCUCUGAUGAUUUCAAGUACUGUGUUGACUUCAGCUUCACUAUAGACGAGUUUGAGCAGAAUUGGGCUGGGUUAAUGAUGAAGUACGAGGCUAUGACACACACGCACUUUGAGAAGUUGUACGAAUACAGGUCAACUUGGGUGCCGUGCUACUUCAAACACAUGUUCUUCCCCUUCCUACAGUUUACACAGCGUAGUGAGGGGUUCAGCGGCGUCCUAAAAAGACAUGUGAUCCCACACAACUCAAUGUUGAACUUCAUCAAGCAAUAUGAAAAAAUUCAGAACCACAUCCUUGCCAAGGAAGGCUGCAAUGAUUACAGGACAGAACACCUUGAGAUUGAGCUAUGGUCCAACUUCCCAAUAGAGAGGCAAGCUUACGAAACCUACACUAGGGACCUUUACCGCAUGUUCAGAGAAGAGUUUGAGCUGAUUGGACGUUAUAAUGCGUUCCAAGUUGGUGCUAACCUUUUUGAGCUCAGACCAAACCAGGAAUUUGUUGCCAAAUAUGGUUCUCGAAACUACUUCGUGCAGGCAAGGGUGGAGGACGGUUCCUAUUUGUGUGAGUGCUGCAAAAUGGACAAGGACGCCAUGCUCUGUUGCCACAUCCUCAAGGUGUUCACCCAUCUUGGAGUUGAUGUCAUACCGGAAAGGUACAUGCUAAGACGGUGGACACCUACUGCUGUCCCUAGUGCGUCAGGAUAG